Molecule: messenger RNA, 483 nt
Organism: Closterium sp. Naga37s-1
Lineage: Eukaryota; Viridiplantae; Streptophyta; Zygnematophyceae; Desmidiales; Closteriaceae
Source: the annotation of a GenBank genome assembly
AUGGGCGUGUCGUGGAUCAGUAUUGGGAGGAGGUGGAUUAGGAAGGGAGGGAGGGUGGGGUGGAGAAGGGGAGGAGGAGGGGAGGAGGAGGGGAGGGAGAUAGAGAUUGGAGAGGAGAUUCAGCAGCCUUCCACCUCGCCUCCCUCUCUCCCUCCCUCCCUUUCACCCUCUCUCCCUCCCUCCCUUUCACCCUCUCUCCCUCCCUCCCUUUCUCCCUCUCUCCCUCCCUCCCUUUCUCCCUCUCUCCCUCCCUCCCUCCCUCCCCCCCUCCCUUCCCCCCUCUCUCCCCCCCUCCAUACACCAUCCACGCUAGCUCAUCGAGAACAAGGAGGGCACAUCACCCUCCAGGAGCGCACCAACCACCCCACCCACGACCUUAACCGGCAGAUGCUGGACCAAACACACAACCAAGCACACCUGCUGCUGGUGGAGGCUGCUCUUUUCUGGUGGACUCAGCAGCCUUCCACCUCGUCACCGACUUGA